Striga asiatica is the source of this 1200-nucleotide messenger RNA. The record is from the annotation of a GenBank genome assembly. NCBI's taxonomy places the organism in Eukaryota, Viridiplantae, Streptophyta, Magnoliopsida, Lamiales, Orobanchaceae.
AUUUUUUUAGUGAUAUGAGCUAAACAUGCCAACAUAAUCUUUUGCUAAUUCAACUUGUACGUUUUUCUAUGUGUCUUGCACAGGCUCAUCAAAUGCUCGUCUACCAAAUUUAUCAUGCGAACACGAACACAAAAUGUGACACAGAUAAAAAACCGUGUGUAGUUUCAUGGCUAUUUUGUUCGAGCUGUUGAGUUUAGCUCUUAAGCCUCUCGUAUUAGCUAAACUUUCGUGUCAAAUUAGUGCCCAAAUUAUGUGCAUCAUCAUUCAAACAUGGCUAGAUGUGUUGAGGUUUGCCUUGAGUUUGCAUUUAAUUAUACUCACUCGAGUCGCAAUUUGGGCUCUAUCGGCAUUAACUCUACCCGCACGAGCUUUCACGGCCCUUUACAGAGAGAGGCUGCUUGAGAUGCAAGUCUAUAGACUGAAAAACGAGUUAGAAAGCGUUAUCUUGGAUAGGAAAGAAGCAGAGGAAAAACUUCGUGAGGCCAUCGAAGAACUUAAAUCAAUGGAGAUGUUACUAAUGGAGCUUGAGGAAGAACACGACGAAGCCAUCAUGAAAGUCGAAAUGCUACAAAGAGAGGUCCAUGACUUGAAAGAUCACACGGUGGCCGAAAAUUUCAUUAAAUCACCUUCAAAAUCCGAUAAUUGCGAAAAAAUCGCAAUAUAUCGAAGCCCCAUAAAAAACGGGUCGAAUAUUUACGGUGCUCAAAGUCAAAGGGAUGUUGCUCUGUAUCGAAGCCUAUUUAGUACGGUAUUAUCUCUUACGGUUGGUUUCGUAAUGUGGGAAGGAGAGAAUAAUUCCAUGCCUUUAGUUUUGGCACUUUUUACGGUGGUUAUAAUUUCUUUGAUGAGUGUUGCUCGGUUAUUUGGGGUGAACGAGAAUAAACCGGCUUCGGAUGCUAUUGCUCUCUUGAGCCUCAACUGGUUUGUGCUCGGGACAAUAUCGUGUCCUAUUUUGCCGAGGAUCGCUCGUUUUUUGGCGGCUUUAACGUUGAGUUUCGUUUAGAAUGUGCUUAGAUGGGUUGGUCUAUGUGUGUGUGUGUGUGUUUCUCAGGACUUUGAAUUGAAGUCUUCUUUGUUCUGUUUUCUCUUGUUCUUGUUUUUAGGUUAUCUUUCAGUUUGGUCAGUGUGCUACUCUUGGUGACUUUUUUCACAGGUUAUAGAGUGACGUAAGUAUUGUCAUGUCUGGUUUUUAAGUGUUUG